AACAAUUAAAGACAUACUUGAGAACAAGCUCUUUGGUUUCUUAGAAGAAGAAGAAGAAGAAGAGAUGGGGAAUUGCAUGAAAAGCAAGGGAAUCUCAAAGCAAGAAGAUGAAGAAUGGGAAAUAGAAUCAAUGGAGGAGAUGAAGGAGAAGAAGGGAAAGCUAAUGGAUGUGAAGGUGGUGAAGAUGAGGAUUACAAAGAAGCAGUUGGCUGAGUUGCUAAGUAAGGCUGACAUGCCAGUGCAACAAGUUCUAUCACUUAUGAGCUCCGGUGAUGUCGGUGUCAGUCCCCGGCGAAGAGGUCGGCAAUGGAGGCCAGCCUUGCAGACCAUACCAGAGAUGGUGGAUGAGUUGUGCUCUUAAUAUAUAUAUGGUCUUGUAUAUACAUAUAUAGCCUUUUAGGGUUUAGGUGAAGAUGAUGAUGAUGAUGAUGAACAGCUUGUGCUUUUACUCUGAAGCUAGCUGUUAUUAAUUUGUCCACGUAUUUACUAGAUUAGUAUAUGUACGUAUACUUGUUCAUAUGCAUGUAUUUUAAACAAGUGUAUGUACUUUUUUUCAUGAGAAAUAUCAAUGA
Molecule: messenger RNA, 572 nt
Organism: Dioscorea cayenensis subsp. rotundata (Guinea yam)
Lineage: Eukaryota; Viridiplantae; Streptophyta; Magnoliopsida; Dioscoreales; Dioscoreaceae
Exons: 1
Coding region: 65-361 (98 amino acids)
Source: RefSeq, a predicted model, not a curated record